Molecule: messenger RNA, 3367 nt
Organism: Cladophialophora immunda
Lineage: Eukaryota; Fungi; Ascomycota; Eurotiomycetes; Chaetothyriales; Herpotrichiellaceae
Exons: 2
Coding region: 124-2970 (948 amino acids)
Cellular component (GO): membrane; Golgi trans cisterna; Golgi medial cisterna
Source: RefSeq, a predicted model, not a curated record
GGUGAGUUACACAACACCAUCCGUCCACCUUCGUUUUAGCCCUGUUCAAUGCGCUGUAGAGGUCACUCUUCUGUCCCGUGCCUAAGUCGCUUAUAAGCCUAUCUGCAAUGUACGGUAUGAGCCAUGGGUGCGUCAGAGUCGAAAUUGGUAUUCAAGCAAGGCAUCUUCAGACUCUCAGAGGAGCGAAACAUUGCAGCCAAUGACCCAUAUUGGACAAAUUUCUGGGAGCUACCUGAAUCCGCCGAGGAUGUCUUCAGCCUCUUCUCCCAUACCGAUAUACGCAGGACCCGAGAUUCUGCGCUCGAGAACCUCGAAACCCUGAUCCUAGCCGUUACAUCGCGCCUGAUCGUGUUGAAGAACCACCCCUCGUUCCCAGAUCCUGAUCUUGCCCCGGAAAGGGACGCUCUUAAUUGUAUACGAGUCCUGACCCGACUCCUGCCAUACGUGUAUGAGGUAGAUGACUUGGCAGAAUGGGAAGAGAAGUUUUUCUGGGGCUUGAGGCGGCGCCGGACGAGAAGGUCACAGGUCUCAGGCGAAGUGCUGUUCGACGACAAUCAGAUCGAGGGAAACACUCCUACAGACAAUCGUGAGCAGGAAUUCGAGGAUGUGAAACCACUCGCGGAAGAACUUAUAGAUACUUUGACCGAUCUCCUCUUCUAUGCCGGUUUCACGAUCCCUGACCUACCGCAGGCAAAGAGCAAGGUUACCUACGCAAUCUGGCAGAGUGGUGUGGGCUGCAAAUCCUCCAUACCCACCAACAAAGAACUCGAGAGCAAUCGAUGCGAGGUCCUCAGGCUUCUUCUGACCCUAUCGAGCAAGGCGAUGUACACGCAUUCCAAUCUUCUUCCUGUUCAAGGCGUCCGAGCGAUCACAUACCUAGCCACCUGUCCAGACAAGCAGAUUGUUCUCUCCGUUCUGUGUUCUUUGAUCAAUACCACGAUCAAAUCCAAUCUCGGCUCAUGGCGUCUUCCCUACGACCAUGUGGUUCGCAAGGACUCCAAGCAAACCCUUGUCGUCUACAGCUUGCAACUCCUCCUCGUCCUUCUGCUGUAUCCGGUCCCAGAGAGCGGAAAUGGUCCUUCUCCGAAGAACUUCUACCGCCAUUAUCUCGGUCGACUACAUAGACCGGAGGAUUUUCAGUUUCUCGCCGAUGGUAUGACUCGAGUUUUAAGCCAACCAAUGCAGGCUACGACCUCCUACCUACCUGGAAGCCAGAAGUCGGUCAAGUGGGCUCCAGAAAUGAUUAUGCUCUUCUGGGAAGUACUCCAGUGCAACAAAAGAUUCCGGGCUUUUAUCAUAGAGUCCAAUCGUGCGCACGAUUUCGUCAUUCUCAUGCUGUUCUAUGCUAUCGAAUACAAGACCGACGCGUCCAAGCAAGGUAUUGUGAGAAUGUGCGUUUUCGUUCUCCAAACCAUGAGCGUCGAGUCAACCUUUGGGAACAAUCUCAACAAAAAGUUUGAAGCACAGGAUACGUUGCCUCCAUCCAUUCGUUUGGCAAAUUUCAAAGGCACCUAUGCGGAUUUCCUGAUCACGUCGAUUCACACACUCAUUACAGGGAGCAAGGGCAAACUCGAAGCAAUUUAUCCUGCCUUGCUAGCCAUCAUUAAUAAUAUGGCAGCAUACGUGCAACAUCUGUCUUUGGCAGCAAGCACCCGAUUGGUGCAGCUACUCGUGUCAAUGUCCACACCAAGCUUCCUUCUUGCGAAUGAGAGCAACCAUGUCCUACUCCGGGCACUACUGGAAUCUAUCACUACCAUAAUAGAGCACCAGUAUGCGUCCAAUGCCAAUCUGAUAUAUGCUGUCUGGCGGUCAAGGAAACGUAUCGAGGGCUUGAGACAGUUUACGCUGGAAGGAGGUCAAGCAGAAAUUGAACGAGCUGCUCAACGUCGCAAGGAGAGCGCUCUGGGCGACAACACACAUGGUGUAUCCAGAUCAUCUACCAUGGAAAACCUGUCUUCGCCGGUACCUCGCAGUGGAAUGUCGCCAAACCCAGAAAGUGCAGUGGACGGAACGUUCGCCAUAGGAGAUUCGGACGACUCGGACAAUGAAGAGCCACCGACUCCUUCUCAGUCAACACACUCCAUGCAGACCUCUCGGACACCUUCAAUAGCCUCGUCAUCCAUACCUGAAGACCACGUUCCCGUCCAGCUUUCGGGCAUGUCAGAAAAGGCCAGGGGUAAGAUGCCUGCGAACGCCCCAACAUUCUCCCGACAAAACAGCACAACCAGCCUUUCGGGUACUUCGACAUAUGUCGCAGGCCGUGGCUCGUUCACGGCCACUACAGAAUGGCUAGAGAGCUGGCUACCCGAACUGCCGCUUCACACUCUACUUACUGUAAUCAAAGUUCUCUCGACGCAUCCGUUGGCAUCACCACGAGUUAGCAAUGCGGGAGCGACUCAUGGCGAUACCACAAACCCUCCCUCGGUCGCUUCCUCGCGUCGCUCAUCCCUUACUGGAGGCGACGAGCCCGCGACGAUAAACUCCCCCACUGCAAGUCCAACCGACUUCCGCUCUCAGAUUCCCUCCACAGCCACGCACCCCGCUAUCGCCGCGAUCCUUGCUUCCCCAUCCCCCAUUCGAGUACACCUUUUCGAGUGGUCGCCGCUCUCCCUCGGCUGGUACAUGUCCGUCCUUUGGUCACUGAUAUUCACCGCGGAAAUGACCAUCUCACCGACCUCCAGCACAGCAGCUACGUUGACGGGAAGUGGAGUGAUGGCUGGGCCGGUUGGCGUUUGGAACGGGACAAACGUGAAGUUAUUCCAGGUUGCGACCGAGGGCAGAAGAGAAGGCCCAAGCUUAAGCCAGCCAAGAGGAGCGGUGGACGCUGUGGGCAGUCGGAUUGUGCAAGGGGUUCAGGGGUUGAACCUCGGCGGUCUGGUCUCUAGAGUGGGAAGUGGAGUGAGAAGUGUCAGUGCGACCAAUAUUACUGACGGUGCUGCACCAGGCAGAGGCACCACAAGAGAAGUCUGAUCUCGCUGAGCAUUUGCAACAUCUGGGACUUGAGAGUGGUCGGUCAGGGUAGACCAGGCGCUGGUGCUGCGGUAUGAAGCGUUGAGAGAUGAAGAGCAAGACAUGCAGUUCACGACGAUGGCGUUUUAGAAAGUCCCCUUUUCUCAGGCAUGGGCGUCCCUCCUUGUUUUAAAUCUUUCUCUAUUUCCCCGGUUUGGCGAAUGUUCUCGGGGGUUGUGGACGAGCGAGCCCUUUUCAGACACCGGCGAUUACUAGGUAGGUAUGAAUCAAGUACGGCGUCUGGCGUGCGUGGGUGGUUUGUUAGAGGCCGAGCCCUCAUCCUCGAUUUAUAGUCGACAUGAAGGACAUGAAAAUGCUUUUCCCUUUUGGCUCGAGAGAAACGUGGAGCGGGAAGAGG